AGAGAAUAAUGUCCGCUGAAGGCAAGGCGAACGACUUCCUGGCGCAGGGCGAGAAGGCGCUGAAGAAAUCUUCGUUCUUCUCUUUUGGCUCGAGCUCGCAGCGAAACGAAGACGCCAGUGACCUUUUUGAGAAGGCCGGCAACCAGUUCAAGAUCGCUAAGAACUGGCAAAAGGCUGCCGAAGCAUAUGAGAGAUGUGCACGCUGCCAGUCGCGUUUGAAUGAGAACUCUCGUGCUGCCCAGUUCUACCAGCAAGCAGCGGAGGCUCUGGCCAAAGUGAACCCUAUGGAUGCCAUGGUGCAUUUUAAGACGGCUAUCUCGAUGCUGUGCGAUGCCGGUCGCUUCUCGAACGCUGCUAAGCUGCAGAAGCAGAUUGGUGAGAUCUACGAGCAGCAAGACAACAAGGAGGAAGCGCUCGAAGCGUACCGGCAGGCUGCCGACUAUUUCUCUGGAGAGAACCAGUCGUCUUCGGCAAAUAACAUGAUGCUCAAGGUGGCGCAGUUCUCGGCAGAGCUGGAAAAGUACGACGCGGCAUUGGAGAUCUACGAGAGCAUCGCGAAAACUUCGAUGGAGUCGAAUUUGCUUAAGUUUAAUGCCAAAAACCACCUGCUUAAUGCUGGUAUCUGCGCGCUGGCCACCAAGGACACGGUGCUCGUGCAGAUGAAGUGGGAGGAGUUCCAGGAUAUCGACUAUACUUUCGCAGACAGCCGUGAAGGCAAGUUCUUGCAGGCCAUGAACCAGAGUUACGAGGCUUUCAAUGCUGAUGCAUUCGCUGAUGCCGUGUUCCAGUUCGACACGAUCUCCAAGAUCGAGCCGUGGAAAAUCACGUUGCUAUUGCGCAUCAAGGAGGGCAUCGUUGGCGAGGUCGAUGUCGCCCAGGACUUGACUUAAACAUUCGACGAGGUUGCUACCCUGGGCUUUGUAGAUUUGAGCCAGCAUCGCUUUGCAUUUUUCGGUUGACUGGUGCGUGGUCAAUAAUACAGACACGGGUUUGAUACGUCUAA
Molecule: messenger RNA, 1003 nt
Organism: Phytophthora infestans T30-4
Lineage: Eukaryota; Oomycota; Peronosporomycetes; Peronosporales; Peronosporaceae
Product: alpha-soluble NSF attachment protein, putative
Exons: 5
Coding region: 9-890 (293 amino acids)
Biological process (GO): SNARE complex disassembly; intracellular protein transport
Cellular component (GO): SNARE complex; vacuolar membrane
Molecular function (GO): syntaxin binding; soluble NSF attachment protein activity
Source: RefSeq, a predicted model, not a curated record